This is a messenger RNA of Gadus morhua (Atlantic cod), 4506 nucleotides long. RefSeq names its product E3 ubiquitin-protein ligase TRIM39-like. The transcript has a single exon. The coding region runs from base 1681 to 3300 and encodes 539 amino acids. The record is from RefSeq and is a predicted model, not a curated record. Lineage: Eukaryota; Metazoa; Chordata; Actinopteri; Gadiformes; Gadidae. Gene Ontology annotation, molecular function: zinc ion binding; protein binding.
GGAGCAACACAACACAACAUCACACAUUGAUCGGGAGCAACACAACAUCACACAUUGAUCCGGAGCAGCAAAGCACAACACUACAUCACACACUGAUCAGGAGCAACACAACACAACAUCACAUAACAUCACACACUGAUCUGGACCUCCUAGCCUCAAGGGUCGAGGUGUCCCUGAGCAAGACACCUAACCCUAACUGCUCCCGACGAGCUACAUGAGUGGGUGAAUGUGAGACAAUAUUAUAACGAUCUUUGAGUGGCCACUGGUUGGAAAAGCGCUGUAUAAAUGCAGUCCAUUUACCGUUACCAUUCAAACAUCUCAUGUCAUCAAAGAACAGAGAGGAGCCGACUGCACUGUGGUCCGUACCCUCCGUGGCCCCUGCAGGGGCCCCAGGGAGACCCCGUGCAUUGUGGCAGGGGCUGGUGGAUACAGCGGCGGAGGAAGACGAAGAGGAGGAGGAUGUGGAGGAAGACAUGUGACUCAGGGGCCGGUCCACGUGCUCCGUCAUGCCCCCGGUGGAACGGAGGAGGGCUGUGAGUGGUCCUGGUGGUCCGGGGCUGGAUAAAUAAAUAAAAUAAAUAGAGACAGUUCAGCUGGAGUGAAAACUAGAAUUACACUUUUUUCUAAAUCGUUUUCAAACUGCUCUGGCAACGUACGUUUUUAUUUUACCGUGCCGGUCCUUCCAGGCCCUUGGAUCCCAGCAGGUCUCAAAGGUGUCCGGCCCCCUGAUGUUGGCCCAGUCUUCAGUCACUCCCGCUGGCUCUUCCUCUACUGAUUGGUGGCUUGGUGGACCAGUUCAGUACUCAGGAGACAACAACAGAAUAUUUUGAAUUAUGAUUAAUAAAGUAUGCGUAUCAUCGAAUGGUUACGCUGAUAACCGCUCAUGGAAAAUAUAUAAAGGCCACGGAGGGUACAGGAAGUCCUGAUGGCGGUCCACAGCCCCAACAAAUCAUAAAAAAUGGCACAUUUCAAAAUCAUCAGAGACACCUGGGGUUAUGUUGAACCAGAAUAAGGCAGAAUUUGAAUUUUUACUAAUUUCUCUCUUAUUAUUAUGACUUCAUUAUCAUUAAUAUCAUGCAUUUCAAUUUCUCCAUAGUUAUCAAGGACUUAAAUAUAACUAUUGAUAAAUCUAGGUAAACCUAUUUUUUGUUCAGUGGGAUUAACUGCCGCAUGGUUGCAAGUUUUUGUUGACUCUGACUGAACGUGAACUUAUCGGCCUGGUUCGUCUGCCCUACCCCGAUUCCAUUACUCGGCGGUUUUAUGAGGUUAAAGUCUGGCACACAGGGAGAGGCUUGUUUUUUAAAAAGACUGGAGAAUAUAACAGCCUCAGGCUAAAUCAAGUCAAAUGUCUUUGUACAGCCCUUAAACAGUGCAAAGAAGAGUGCGUGUCCGUGGGGGAGGAGACAUUUGUUGAGGAGGAGCCAGGUGUUAGGGGAGGAGGGAGAGGACGUCUCGUUCAGGAACGAAACUUAACAUUCAUAGAAACCUAAGCAAGCGACGUGGAAGAAAUCCUCUCUCGUUCAGGAGAAAAAGAAAACGCAAUUUGGAACAUAUAGUCUGACAGACAGUAACAACAAGGUGAGUAAAACAGACCAAGAGAAGUUAAAACCUCUCUUUCCCCAUAAGGAAUUAGAAAUAUGUAAUGGCUCAAUACAUAAACCUUGUCGUCUGUGUCUAGGAAUGGCCUCUGCUAACAUCUGGUCUGAAGAGAACUUUUCAUGUUCAAUCUGUCUGGAUGUGUUCAACAAUCCGAUUAGCACCGCAUGUGGACACAACUUUUGCAGAACCUGUCUAACAAAGUUCUGGGAUGAACAAGUCCAGUACAAAUGUCCUGUUUGCAACAAGCUUUUUGACACAAGACCUGAUCUACAGAUCAAUACCUUCUUAUCAGAGCUGGCAGCUCAGUUUAGAACGUCCGUACGAGUAAAACAGCAGCCUUGUGUUGAACCAGCAGAAGUUCCCUGUGACGUCUGUACUGGGACCCAGCUGAAGGCCUUGAAGUCCUGCCUAGUGUGUCUUAUCUCUUACUGUCAAACCCACCUGGAGCCGCAUCAGAGAGUCGCAGGCCUGAAGAAACAUCGACUGGUCGAGCCUAUGGACCGUCUGGAAGACAGGAUGUGUAAGAAACACGACCGACUUCUGGAGCUCUUCUGCCAGACUGAACAGGUGUGUGUGUGUCAGUUCUGCACAGAGACAGACCACAAGUCCCAUCCUGUUGUACCUUUAAAGGAGGGAUAUGAAGUGAAGAUGGCCCAGCUGGGGAAGAUAGAGGCUGAAGUUCUGCAGAUGAUCCAGGAGAGAAAACUUAAGAUUAAGAAGAUCAACGACACAGUAGAAAAGAGCAGCAAAGACGCAGACAGAGAGAUAGCCGAUGGUGGGCAGGUCUUCACUGCUCUGAUAAGCUGUGUUGAAAAGUGCCGGGAAGAUUUCAACCAAACGGUUAAAGAGAAACUGAAAUCCACAGAGAAACAAGCUGAAGACCUCAUCAAAGAGCUGGAGCAGGAAAUACAAGAUCUGACCAAUAGAAGCUCAGAGUUGAAGCCAAUCUUACACAUGGAAGACCACCUGCACUUCCUCCAAGCCUUCAGAUCCCUGAAGGAUCCUCGACCCACCAGGUACUGGGUGACCGUGGAGGUCCGUCCUCCCUCAUACUUAGGGACCUUGGGGAGAUCCCUUGAUCAGCUGGAGGAGACAAUGAACAUGGAGAUGAAGAAGCUGCGUGAUGCUGAAUUGAAGAGGGUCCAGCAGUAUGCAGUAGAUGUGACUCUGGAUCCCGAUACAGCUCAUCCCCUUCUCAUCCUGUCUGAGGAUGGGAAACAAGUACAUCAUGGAGAUAUAAGGAAGAGACUCCCAGACAACCCUAAGAGAUUUUCACUGUAUAUACAUGUUCUCACGAGGCAGAGCUUCUCUUCAGGUAGAUCUUACUUUGAGGUCCAGGUUAAAGACAAGACUAAAUGGUAUUUAGGAGUGGCCAGAGAGUCCAUCAACAGAAAAGCUCAGACCACAUCAACCCCUGAGACGGGUUUUUGGACUCUCUACUACGACAAGGAUGCGUUGGUAUUUCAAGGUAACCCUGCUGUCAGUCUCCCUCGCAGAGCUGAGCUCCAGAAGGUGGGGGUGUUUGUUGAUUAUGAUGAGGGUGUGGUCUCCUACUAUGAUGUGGAAGCCAGGCUUCAUAUCUACUCUGUUACUGGCUGCUCCUUUAGUGAGCCUCUCUAUCCAUUCCUCUGUCCACAAGUACAUGAUAGUGGUAAAAACUCUGCCCCUCUGAUCAUCUCACCUGUCAAUCAAACAGACUAGGACCUUAGUUUGAUAAUAUAAAAAGUUAAAAACCAAACAACCAAAGCAACUGAUGUUGUUUCAUAAUUGGUAAUCUCACUAUGUUAGAUCUGCAAUAAUGUCGUAUUGCGGUAAUUUAAUAAGGAAAGUUAUUUCAGAAUAUAACCUCUAAACCUAUAAAAGUAAUUGAAUGUAACCCAUGAUAAAGGGUUGGAUUACACUAUAUUAUUUGUCAGUUUUCUACUGAUUAUUCAUGUUACGAGGACUAACAUGUUUGGACUAAUUUGUACAAAAUAAUAAUUGUAGUUUUUUAACAUUUCUAUCUAUUUUACCUUAUGAAUAGUGGAUGACAAAAAAAUACAAUGUCCUUACACGUUAGUUUAAUUUUUUUUUAUUGUGGAGGCCUACCAUUAUAAUAUAUAACUUAAGAGGAAUAGAUACAUUCCAGUCUAAUAGUGUUCAGUAGAAAUAUUGUUACAAGUGUAAUACAAACCCUUAUUUUGAUAAUUUUGAGAUUGAUGGAACGUUUUAUAUCAGCAAAGAAUUGUAAAAGUUGGUAGUUGAUGAACCAGUAAAACUUAUUCUCCACCAAACAACUCUUCAUGUAUCGAACACUUUUUUUUAUUGUGCAAUAAAGAUGAUAUGAAUUGAAUUGAGGGAGACGGGGGAGGGAGAGAGAGAAAGAAAGAGCUGUGGGGAGAGAACGAGGGGUGAGCGAGAGAGAGGGAGAGGGGGAAGAUAGAGUGAUAGAGAAAGGGAGAAAGGAGGGAUGAGAGAGAAGGAGAGAGAGAGAGAGAGAGUAUAUAUACCUACCCUGUAGUAUACUGCAAUUUCUCCUCAUAAUAAGUUACUGCAUUGCUGAACACUAAAAUGCACAUACCCCCUGCAUAAGAACUGUAUCUGUCUAUAAUGUAGUCUUUUAUAUCCAACCUUUCAUAGCUCAGUGUGUUAUAUAGUGCAUCAGUAAUAUGGAGAUGGGUAAAGACUGCUCUACCUUCCAGUCCGGGGAAAGAGUUUGAUUCACUCCCUCACAGUGUCCUCAUGCUUUCCACUGUGUUGUGCUGAUCAUAAUUGAUUUUCCACUGUGCUUCUGCUAGUGAUAAUCAAUAUUUAAUUUAGUUUUUUUACCUUGGUGUAGCACUUUGUUAUUUUUCAUUUGUUAAAUUGUAAAACUGCUUUGCCAAUUCCCAUUUGUAUAUUCUAUUCCAUUAAAGCUCUUUCGAUUUA